This is a messenger RNA of Ramularia collo-cygni, 3705 nucleotides long. Its product is annotated as probable Putative urea carboxylase. Gene Ontology annotation, molecular function: metal ion binding; ATP binding. The transcript has 10 exons. Bases 1 to 3705 code for a protein of 1234 amino acids. The record is from RefSeq and is a predicted model, not a curated record. NCBI's taxonomy places the organism in Eukaryota, Fungi, Ascomycota, Dothideomycetes, Mycosphaerellales, Mycosphaerellaceae.
AUGGAGAAGUUGAAGAAAUUGCUGAUCGCCAAUCGAGGCGAAAUUGCAGUUCGCAUCAUCAAGACAGCCAAGCGGCUAGACAUUCAGACCGUGUCGAUCUAUACAUCUGCCGAUGCUGCAUCGCUUCACGUCUCUGACGCCGAUGAAGCUGUCCUACUCCCGACGUUGCAAAGCUAUACCGAUGGCGACGAGAUCAUCCGGAUCGCAAAGGAGAAAGGCUGCCAUGCCAUCAUUCCUGGUUACGGCUUCUUGUCAGAGAAUGCAGCCUUCGCAAAAGCAGUCAGCGAUGCUGGUCUGGCUUGGGUAGGACCUAGCGAGGAUGCAAUCAAGGCCUUUGGAAUCAAGCACACGGCUCGCGAUUUAGCGAAGCAGUCAGGGGUGCCUAUCGUGCCUGGUACCGAUGGCUUGGUCGAGAGCGAAGAAGAUGCUGUUAGUCAGAGCGAGACGCUUGGGUAUCCUGUCAUGCUCAAGAUUACCGCAGGCGGCGGAGGAUCGGGCUUGAUAACUUGCCAAAACCAAGAGCAAGUCAAGGCCGGAUUCAAGCAAGCACAGAGCCGUGGGCAAGCUCUGUUCAAGGACUCUGGAGUAUUCAUCGAGCGCUACUAUCCCGAAUCUCACCACGUUGAAGUUCAGGUAUUUGGUAAUGGACUCGGUAAGGCCAUCUCAUUUGGCGAGCGAGAGUGUUCGAUCCAGCGACGACACCAAAAGGUCAUCGAAGAGUGCCCAAGUCCUUUUGUGCAGAAACAUCCGGGGCUACGAGACAAGAUAUGCAAUGCAGCCAUAAGCCUGGCUGAGUCUGUAAAAUACGGCUCGGCUGGCACUGUUGAGUUUCUGGUCGAUGAUAAAACCGCCGAGUUCUUCUUCCUGGAGAUGAACACGAGACUCCAGGUCGAACAUCCAAUCACAGAGGCCUGCUACGACGUUGAUCUCGUGGAGUUAAUGCUGAAACAAGCAGAUGCUCAGCUAUCAGGCAAGGGUGGACUUACAACUGAACAUUUGGACUCUCUACAUCGAUCUGGACCUUUUGGAGUUGCAAUUGAAGCCAGGGUCUACGCAGAAAAUGUGCUCAGAGACUAUGCUCCUUCGCCGGGUCUACUGACAGAGGUGCAUUGGGAACAGCUUCAAAACGGACGGAUCGACACUUGGGUGAGAACUGGUUUGAGGAUAUCUCCCAACUACGAUCCGUUGAUAGCCAAAGUGAUCAACCACGCAAAGACGCGUGAGUCCGCGAGAAAAGGAAUGAGUCUGCUACUCGAACGAUCUGUACUGUCCGGACCACCAAACAACCUCGACUAUCUGGCCAGUAUCAUGAGAGAUGAUGUCUAUCAGUCGGGGCGCACCAUCACAUCGUUUCUGCAAAGCUUCGUGUACGAACCGAAAGUCAUAGACGUGAUAUCGCCAGGUGCAUAUACUCUGAUCCAGGACUUGGAUGGUAGACCCAGUGUCGGCAAGGGGAUACCGCGAAGUGGUGCAAUGGACCCAAUAGCACUGGCCGUUGGCAAUAUUCUUGUAGGGAACUCGCGCGGACAAGAAGGCUUGGAGAUUACACUCUCUGGUCCGGAACUCAAGUUCCAUGGAGCUGCUGUGAUUGCGCUGACUGGUGCUCCCAUCGAGGCGACACUGGACGGCGGCUCGAUUCCCAURUGGUCACGCAAACAUAUCAAACCAGGCCAAACCCUCAAAGUUGGACGCACUACAGGAGCUGGCUGCCGCAGUUAUCUUGCCGUCUACGGUGGGUUUCCUUCGGUCGCAGAUUAUUUUGGCAGCAAGUCAACCUCUCCAAUCGUCGCAAUUGGCGGCUAUCAAGGUAGACAAUUAGCUCCCGGUGAUCAAUUGAGUCUGAUCAAAGACGUACCAUCCAGUCUUGGGGGACAUCCUAGCAUUCCCCAGGCUCUACUCCCAGAAUACACAUCGUCAUGGACUAUUAAUGCUUUGCCUGGCCCCCACGAAGAGGGAUACCUUACUGACGAAGACAUCGAGAUGCUCUACUCUACCGACUGGAAGGUCUCGCACAAUGCUAGCAGAAGUGCCAUCAGAUUGGUGGGACCAGUACCACAGUGGGCACGACCAGAUGGCGGCGAAGGCGGCUCGCAUCCUUCAAAUCUGGUAGAGUAUGGCUACUCCUGUGGAUCCUUGAAUUGGACGGGCGACGAAGGUUGCAUCUUCUCACUUGACUGCCCAAACUUUGGUGGAUUUGCAAGCUCUGCAACGGCGAUUCGGGCAGAUUAUUGGAAGCUGGGUCAGCUCAAAGCUGGGGACACUCUAAGAUAUCAGCGAGUCUCGCUCGAUGAGGCUUUGACCCUGCGCAAUAAUGUUGCCCAAUACAUUGAUAGCAUUGCACUUGCUGUUGAAGUUGGCAGCUUCGACGGCGUUGUGCCUCUCAACUCCAGCUUCGAGCCUAGCGGCAAGUUCAGCAAAGCUGUACUCUGGGAGCGCUCGGCUUCAAACACUCAGCCCCAAGUGCGCUAUCGCCAGGCCGGCGACGACUAUCUUCUCGUUGAAUAUGGCAACGAGCAAUUCGACCUCAACUAUCGCUGCCGGGUGACGGCUCUCGAGAAAGCAAUCAACUCCAAAGAUGCUCCUGACUGGCUGAAGCAGAAUCUAACGACUACGGUCGGAUGCUGCACAUCCAUCACCAUAUGUUAUGACGGCGCCAAGAUGGAUCGUGAGAAGUUGAUGAAGCACUUACAACAUCUCGAAGAUCUAAUCGGAGAUCUCAGUAAAACGAAAGUGCCCUGCCGUCGCUUCAAGCUACCGUUAUCAUUCGAAAGCAAAGAGCAGACCGAGGCGACAAAAAGGUACAUGGAGACUCAAAGACCGCAUGCYCCAUAUCUUCCGGACAACCUGGAUUUCGUCGCGAAGAACAAUGCGUUCACUGCGGAGCAACUCAAGCACAACAUGCUGAAUGGAGAGCUCAUGGCUGUGGUUGUGGGCUUCUUCUGUGGUAAUACUGUAUCUCUACCGGUCGAUCCAAGACAGAGGAUGUCGUCACCAAAAGCGAAUCCCAGCCGAGUCUUCACACCAGAAGGUACAUUUGGCUGGGGAGGCUCAUGCGCCAGUAUUUAUCCGGUGGACUCUCCAGGAGGCUAUCAGAUGCUUGGGCGAACCAUACCUUGCUUUGAUUACUACGGCUUCAAACAAGGCUUCGCACCAGAUCGUCCUUGGCUGUUCCAAGACUUUGACAUUUUGACAUUCUAUCAGGUCACCGAAGAAGAACUCAACGAGAAACUCGGACUGUUCCGAUCCGGACAGUAUGAAUUUGAAUGGGAGAGCGCCGAGUUCGACAUGGAGCAACACAACCGCCUACUCGUCGAAACCGCAGACGAAGUGAAGCAAAUCAGAAUCGCUCAGCGUAAAGUACAGAAUGAGAUGAUCGAGGCCGAGAAUCAGUCUCUAGCGAAGUGGAGAGUAGACAAGGCGAAGAACAAGCCUGAUGAGAGUACUAUUGAUUCACUGCUGCAGGAUCCGGCCAUCACGGCGAUUGAAGCCCCUGUUGAUGCAAAUGUAUGGAAGAUUGAAGUCAAGGAGAAAGAUGAGAUCCAGACUGGACAGGUUGUUGCGAUCUUAGAGGCUAUGAAGCUGGAAAUCAAUGUCAACGUUCCGGAUAGUCUCAAAGGAGGCAGGAUCGUGGUGGAAAAGCUGUUGAUAGAGCCUGGCGAAACAAUCAGAGCGGGUGGCCGCAUUGCACUUGUUCGGACAGAGUAG